Molecule: messenger RNA, 1711 nt
Organism: Myxocyprinus asiaticus (Chinese sucker)
Lineage: Eukaryota; Metazoa; Chordata; Actinopteri; Cypriniformes; Catostomidae
Gene: mterf3
Product: mitochondrial transcription termination factor 3
Exons: 8
Coding region: 97-1371 (424 amino acids)
Biological process (GO): mitochondrial ribosome assembly; regulation of DNA-templated transcription
Cellular component (GO): mitochondrion
Molecular function (GO): double-stranded DNA binding
Source: RefSeq, a predicted model, not a curated record
GACUCACCAGCGAAGAAUAAAACUGGAAACACAUGAACGCGUUGUCCGGACUUAUGCGCUGCUACAGAAAUCAGGAAACCCCUGUUUCGAGUCAUCAUGCAUCUUCGUCAACGAUGUGUGAAUCUGUUUUGCACAAAACCAUUAUCUUCAGCUCUCCAGCAUUCGACACACAUUCUGCGUCAACCCUCACAUCACACCAUAAUGACAGCACUGCUUCAACACAGCCACAAACAGGUCCCAGUCCACACUCUCCCACGGAGAUACAGUAGAGAGACAUGGAGACCAUGCGGAAUACGCUACUUCAUGGACCAGCAUGCUGCAUCACCAAAUAUUCCAAAUAAUAACAGCAAUCUUACACAGAAAGACGAUGCAAGUCAUCCUAUUCUAUUGGAAAAUUCUGACUUGCAACAAAUAUCAAGCCAAAUAUCUCUCUCUGAUAGUCAAAAUAUUGGUUUGGAUGCAGUUGUGCGGCCUUCUCCAUUACAGGAAAUGAGUGAGGAAGAAGCAGUACAAAUCCAAGUUCCUUCAGCCCUUCCUCCAGUCUCUUUUACACUAAGACCGUAUGUGGAUAAAUCAGAAACUCUCAGCAGACUGGUUCAGCUUGGUGUGGACCUCUGGAAACUAGAGCAGAGACCCAAUGUGGGCUCCAUGCUGGUAAGGCUAGACUUCCAUGAUGAUGUUGCACCCAGGCUACUCUUCCUCAAAGAUCUGGGAGUUGAGGAGUCUAAACUGGGCUCACUGCUCACCAAGAACCCCUUCAUCCUUACAGAACACCUGGAAAACCUUGAAGCCAGGGUGUCCUAUCUGAAGUCAAAGAAGUUCAGUAUGCAGUCUGUAGCUGUCAUGGUGAGCAAAGCUCCAUACCUGCUCAACUUUAGUGUCGAGAGGCUGGACAAUCGGCUUUGUUUUUUCCAGCAGCAGUUGGGUCUCAGUGCUGAGAAGACUCGAAAUGUUGUAACUCGUCUACCAAAACUACUGUGUGGCAGUUUAGAGCCAAUUAAGGAGAAUCUAAAGGUUUGUGAACUGGAGUUUGGCUUUCGUGGAAAUGAAAUACAGCAGAUUGUCACCACAGUUCCUAAAGUUCUAAUUGCUAAUAAAAGAAAACUCACCCAAAUAUUUGACUUGGUUCACAACACCAUGGGCGUUCCACACUCUCUUAUUGCAAAGUUUCCACAGGUCCUUAAUGCAAAAUUUCUUCGCAUCAAGGAGCGACACUUGUUCCUUGAGUACUUAGGAAGGGCCCAGUACCAACCAUCGCAACCCAACUACAUCUCUUUGGAUCGAUUGGUCUUCCUGCCUGAUGAGAUUUUCUGCUCUGAAGUAGCAUUAGCCACUCUUGACGAUUUUGAAAGAUUUCAGAAAACUUUGUAAAUGUACAGAAUUUUCAUAAUCAGUUGAUACUGAUUAUUGCAAAUAUUUCAUAAAUACACAUUUAAAAAUGUAAUUGCCCUUGUUUAUUUUAUUAAUUUGUGUUAAUUUCAUCUUUGUUUUAAUUUCAUCUUGUGUUUAUGUAUUCAAGCAUAGUAAGUACAAUUUAUUUUUUAUUUAUUUGCAAAAACACCAUUUGUUGAGUCUCUUAUAUCCAUUAAGUGCAUUCCAUUUAUGAUGAUUAGAAACCAAGGUUAAAUGACUGAAACAACAAAAAACAUUACUCACUUUGAAAGGUCAUACCAAUACGAACAUCUUAGCCCAGGGGUUUUCAAACUAGAUU